Molecule: messenger RNA, 748 nt
Organism: Fusarium graminearum PH-1
Lineage: Eukaryota; Fungi; Ascomycota; Sordariomycetes; Hypocreales; Nectriaceae
Exons: 2
Coding region: 94-609 (171 amino acids)
Cellular component (GO): membrane; endomembrane system
Source: RefSeq, a predicted model, not a curated record
CACAGCAGGAUCUCGGUAUUGUGGCUUCUGUGUUUGACACCCUAUAACAUCUUUGCAACUUCGAGAGACAGUCAAAUACUAUCCGUCAAAAUCAUGGAUCACGUCGACAGUCACUUGGCUCACCAAGCCAGCCAAGAAAACGUAUCCUUCUUCACACCUCUCAAUCUCGUCCUUAUCUGCGCCGUCCUCUACACAACUUAUGCCCUCAUGCGCUCCUCGCCACCGCCUUCGCUUCCCCGCGACACUCCAUCAACCGUGUUCCGAACAUACAACCCCCACACACUCCUCCCCUUCAACGGCGAGGAGGGACGCCCUGUCUAUCUCGCUGUUCGCGGUCGUGUUUUCGACGUCUCACCUGGCCGCAACUUCUACGGCCCUGGUGGUCCGUACAGCAACUUUGCCGGCAGGGAUGCGAGUCGAGGUCUUGCAUGCGGCAGCUUCGAUGAGGAUAUGCUGACCAAGGAUCUUAAUGCUCCGCUCGAUAAACUUGAGGGAUUGGACGAGGAGCAGAUGGAUGCGCUGCGGGGCUGGGAGGAGAGAUUCUUGGAGAAGUACAAUGUUGUUGGAAAGCUAGUUUCUAUGCAAGACUACGAGGCGCAGAAGGCUUAAGUCAUGUAGGGACGUCAUCGCGACGAGACUAGGUUCCCAGACAUACAGACAUACAGAACGCAUAGAACGGAUACCAUGUCACAGUAAACCUAUGGUGGGACAUAUCAUAUCAGGGCACAUAUGUGACUUGCAUUCCUUC